GCGACUGGCACCACCGGAAUGUCAGGGAGAGGAUCCGGAAAAGCCACCAGUUUUAUUCCUGAGCUUCAGAGUAUGAUGUUUGCCUUGGGAGAUUCCAGACGGCCCCUGCAUGAGACUGCAGCUCUAGUUGAAGACAUAGUUCACACUCAGCUCAUUAAUUUGCUCCACCAAGCUGCUGAAGUGGCCCUUCUCAGAGGAGCCAGGGUCAUCUCCCCUGAGGACAUCAUUUUCCUUAUGAGGAAAGACAAGAAAAAAUUGCGGAGGCUACUCAAGUACAUGCAGUUCCGAGACUACAAGUCUAAGAUUCUCAAAACCAUAGAUGACGAUGAUCCUCUGGAUUCAGACAAAUACAGCAGCAGCAGCAGUGUCAACAAAAGACAGAGGCUGGCACAAGACUUCCUGAGCUCUAUCGACCAGACGGGGGAAUUCAUGGCCCUGCUGGAUGAGGAGGAGGUGGAUGAAGUCAAACAGGAGAGGAUGGAGAGACUUGAAAGACAAACAAGAACUAUGGAUGCAGCACAGUACAGCGAAUUCUGUGAGAGCCGCCAGCUCAGCUUCUCUAAAAAGGCUUCCAAAUUCCGUGAGUGGCUGGAUUGUAGCAGUCUGGAUGUGAAGCCUAAUGCUGUUUCCAUGGAGAUCUUGUCAUACUUGGCCUAUGAGACUGUGGCCCAGAUUGUUGACCUUGCCCUGCUAGUAAAACAAGACAUGACCCCCAAAACUGGUGACCCUUUCAGCCAUGCCAUAUCAGCAACCUUCAUCCAGUACCACAACUCCUCUGCUGAAAGUGCUGCUGCCUGUGGAGUGGAGGCUCAAAGCAAUGCCAUCCAGCCCGCCCACAUCAGAGAAGCCAUCAGACGCUACAGCCACAAGAUUGGCCCACUCUCCCCCUUCUCAAGUGCCUACCGCAGAAACGGAAUGACUUUCCUGGCCUGCUGAAGCAGAAAGAGAAGAAAACGGAGUAAUAUGGCAGAGG
Chanos chanos (milkfish) is the source of this 973-nucleotide messenger RNA. It is a transcript of the gene supt3h, whose product is annotated as SPT3 homolog, SAGA and STAGA complex component. Lineage: Eukaryota; Metazoa; Chordata; Actinopteri; Gonorynchiformes; Chanidae. Gene Ontology annotation, molecular function: transcription coactivator activity; protein heterodimerization activity. Gene Ontology annotation, biological process: transcription by RNA polymerase II. The record is from RefSeq and is a predicted model, not a curated record. Bases 19 to 936 code for a protein of 305 amino acids. The transcript is spliced from 10 exons.